Hippocampus comes (tiger tail seahorse) is the source of this 1587-nucleotide messenger RNA. RefSeq names its product POU class 3 homeobox 1 (gene pou3f1). Lineage: Eukaryota; Metazoa; Chordata; Actinopteri; Syngnathiformes; Syngnathidae. The record is from RefSeq and is a predicted model, not a curated record. Gene Ontology annotation, molecular function: DNA-binding transcription factor activity, RNA polymerase II-specific; RNA polymerase II cis-regulatory region sequence-specific DNA binding. The transcript is spliced from 2 exons. The coding region runs from base 55 to 1215 and encodes 386 amino acids. Gene Ontology annotation, biological process: regulation of transcription by RNA polymerase II; brain development. Gene Ontology annotation, cellular component: nucleus.
GGCUCUAAAGCCCGCAGAGCUCCGAGGCGGCCGCCACUUCUCCGAGUCGGAGCCAUGGCGACAACAGCUCAGUACAUCCCGCGGAGUAACUCCUUGCCGUCCAACCCGCUCAUGCACCCGGACUCGGACCGCAUGCACCAGGGGACCACCUACCGGGAGGUGCAGAAAAUGAUGCACCACGAGUACCUGCAGGGGCUGGCGGCCACCAACACGGGACACCCGAUGAGCCUGACGCACCACCAGUGGCUGCCGGCGUCCAACGGCGACUGGUCCGGCGGCACGCACCUGGGCCAGCAGGAGCACAAAGGCAGCGUGGUGGGGGCGAGCCGCGAGGACCUGGCGGCCGCCGGCUUCCACCACAGAGCGCACCUGGUGCACCAACAGCCGCCGGGCGCCCACCACGGCGCCUGGGCGGCGGCGGCGGCCGGCGCGCACCACCUGUCCCCGCUGUCGCCCGGCGGCGGCGGCGGCGGCGGACACCACCACCAGGCUCUGCUCUACUCGCAGCCCGGCUACACGAACCUGAACGCCAUGCUGGGGAGCCCCCAGCCGGGCGCCCUGCACCACGGCAUGCGCGAGCCGCUCCACGACGACGCGGCGGCGGUGCACGACGGCCACAUGGAGUCCCCGCAGCAGGCCUUCGGCCACCACCAGGAGCACUCGGACGAGGACGCGCCCAGCUCCGACGACCUGGAGCAGUUCGCCAAGCAGUUCAAGCAGCGGCGCAUCAAGCUGGGCUUCACGCAGGCGGACGUGGGCCUGGCCCUGGGGACGCUGUACGGCAACGUCUUCUCGCAGACCACCAUCUGCCGCUUCGAGGCGCUGCAGCUGAGCUUCAAGAACAUGUGCAAGCUGAAGCCGCUGCUGAACAAGUGGCUGGAGGAGACCGACUCCAACACGGGCAGCCCCACCAACCUGGACAAGAUCGCCGCGCAGGGCCGCAAGCGCAAGAAGCGCACCUCCAUCGAGGUGGGCGUCAAGGGGGCGCUGGAGAACCACUUCCUCAAGUGCCCCAAGCCCUCGGCGCACGAGAUCAGCACUUUGGCCGGCACGCUGCAGCUGGAGAAGGAGGUGGUGCGCGUUUGGUUUUGCAACCGGAGACAGAAGGAGAAGCGCAUGACGCCCGUCGGGGUCCCGCACCCCAACAUGGACGACGUAUAUUCCCAAGCCGAGACCCCCCCGCUGCACCGCUCGCUGCACAGCCCCGUGCAGUGACCCGCCGGACGAGCCCGACCGUCGUCGUCCUCGUCGCCCGCCCCGCCCCGCCCCGCCGCCGCGCGGGCUCCUCUCCUCGCUCGACGAACAAGGGGGACUUUGUGGAGUUUACACCAAGGUUCAGACUUGUUUUUUUUUUUUUUUUAACUUGGCAUCGGGGACAACAAAUGUUGAAAAAAAUAAACCACACGCACGCGCACAGCUAGCGACAAAUAUUUCAUUGAAUGCGAGACGAAGAUUUAUUGACCAAAUUAAAGCGGAGGGGAUGGAAGGAGACUCGGCAUCUCUUCACUCCCUUUUGGGGGAACCUGAACGCAUCACACGCCUGCAAAAAAAAAAAAAAAACGAAAAAAACCACUGGAGGUGAAAAGU